Westerdykella ornata is the source of this 677-nucleotide messenger RNA. RefSeq names its product histone-fold-containing protein. Lineage: Eukaryota; Fungi; Ascomycota; Dothideomycetes; Pleosporales; Sporormiaceae. The record is from RefSeq and is a predicted model, not a curated record. Gene Ontology annotation, molecular function: DNA binding; structural constituent of chromatin; protein heterodimerization activity. The transcript is spliced from 3 exons. Gene Ontology annotation, cellular component: nucleosome. Gene Ontology annotation, biological process: rRNA transcription. The coding region runs from base 210 to 677 and encodes 155 amino acids.
CGUGCGCUGUUAUAUGAGACCUAUCCUUCCGUCAUUUAUCCAGGGCUGAGACUUGAGAGGAGCAGUUGCACAUCCUUGUCCGCAAGCCCGUUCAAUCUCGAGUUGAUCGCGGGAACAACCGAGCCGACGCGUUCGCGUCUUUCCCGCACAGUUCAAACACCCCCACACCACGUAUCUCUCUGCGUACCCUCAGAAAGGGCGCCGCACCCAUGGAAAUGCCUCCCAAAGCAGCUGAGGUCCGGAGAAACAAGGCGCGGCCCUCGCGCGGAGGAGCGUCUGGUCGUGGAAGAGGAGGAAGAGCUAGCAUUGGAGGCAGAGACAGCACUGGCGUGGGAAUGCCUGGCCCUGCGCCGAAGACCACCAGACGUCACAAGCCGGGAUCUGUAGCGCUGCGCGAAAUCCGAAAGUACCAGAAAACAACCGACUUGCUUCUGCUUAGAACACCCUUCCAGCGACUGGUUCGAGAGAUCGCGACGAACCAAUUUCCCCAAGACUCCGGCGAACCGUUCCUCUGGCAAAGUACGGCCCUGCAAGCGCUUCAAGAAGCCACUGAAGCAUUUCUCGUCGCCCUCUUCCAUGACACGAAUCUGUGCGCUAUCCAUGCGAAGCGAGUCACCAUCCAACAGAAGGACAUACAGCUAGCUCGAAGAUUGCGUGCAGGUUGGGGCCCAGUUUGA